Messenger RNA from Parnassius mnemosyne (clouded apollo), 1170 nucleotides. The record is from the annotation of a GenBank genome assembly. Lineage: Eukaryota; Metazoa; Arthropoda; Insecta; Lepidoptera; Papilionidae.
AUGUACUCUACAAAUUUGACCGUGCCUGCGCCUAAAAUUGUUGAUCGUCAAUUCAAGAAACCUCUGCUUUGUGGCCCUGGGCCCUGUGACGUUUGGCCCUCAGUGGCUGAAGCACUAACUAAACCUGUACUAUCACCUCUUUGCGAUGAAUUGUUCAAUGUACUCGACGACAUUCGAGCUGGAAUGAAAUAUCUUUUUCAAACGCAAAGCAACCUAGUACUGGCGAUGAGUGGUUCAGGUCACACGGGCAUGGAAGCUUUAAUAAGCAACCUAGUGGCACCGGAUGAAACAAUGCUCAUUGCAACCAGAGGUAUCUGGGAUGAACGCGCCUACGAAAUGGCAAAAAGAUAUGGAAUCAACGCAGUCGCUUACCGCAUACCAUAUAACAGAUCCUUCUCAUUGACGGAACUCGAAACGCAGCUGAGUAAAUAUCGUCCGGCAGCGCUUUUUAUCACUCAUGGGGAUUCGUCUACAGGAACUGUGCAGAAAAUUGAAGGCCUUGGAGAGCUUUGUCACAAAUAUGGUACAUUGCUUCUAGUAGACACAGUUGUCUCCCUAGUCGGUGUUCCGUUCUUUAUGGAUGCGUGGGGAGUGGAUGGAGUCUACACAUCGACGCAGAAAGCUUUAAGCGGCCCAGCCGGUAUAUCUGCUGUGGCAUUCAGUGCUCGGGCCGAGGAGAAAAUAAAUAAUAGAAAGCACGACCCGCCUUUUUACUUCGAUAUCAAAUUACUGGCGAAGCAGUGGAAUUGCUACGGGAAUACAAGAUCCUACCAUCAUACACUAUCGCCUCCGCUUAUCUGGGCACUGCGCUGUUGCCUCCAAGAAGUGUGCAAAGAGACGUUGCCAAAGGCUUGGGCGAGACACGCGGCAACCACUGCAUACUGCCACAAGCGUCUACAACAGAUGGCACUUGAAUUCCUGAUACCAAAUCCCGAAGAUCGUUUAACGACGGUUACGACUGUGGUGCUACCAAAAGGCUAUGAUUAUUUGGAGGUCGUCAAAUACAUGAUUAAAAAACACAACGUUCUAAUAUUUCCUGGUUUAGGACCAACAGCUGGCAAGUCUCUGCGCAUCGGAAUAAUGGGAGUCAAUUCUACCAUCGAAGUAGUAGAUGAAGUAGUGAAUGCCUUAACAGACGCGUUGCGAGCACUCACUAAAUCUUCUCUAUAA